ACUCUUCCCGGCCUGUAUCGGCAUUCAUCAAGUCCAGACUUUUGCCCCUCCGCAUGCAGCCGCCGCGGUCAUUUCGACGGACGUGCUCCUCAUGAAGCAACGACUGCUUUAUUAUUCAGUCACGCCUCUGCCUUCUUGGUAUUCUCACUGACCUUCAAGGCCCGGACGGGGUCUGGCAGAACUGGUGCUAGACCAUGCUGUUAGCCCUCCAUUAAGAUGAACUCGCACGAUCUUCACAUGCACGAUGUCGCCCAUGACGGCUCUCAACCGCCCACAAUUCCUCUGCAUAAUCCUAUUCAUCCUUCGGUGGUCGAUCGACUCGAUCCUGCCUUUGUCAAAUUGUACGAUGCCUACAUCGCGAAUGGGCCUCCUAUGUCGACAGACCUCAACGUCGUUCGUCAUAACUAUUCGGCCCUGUAUUCGUAUGCGACGGCCCCAGCGACAGGCGUAGGUGGCAUCGGUGAGACUCAAGUGCCGGGUUGGGACAAAUAUCCAGGCGACAUCAGUGUAAGAGUCUAUGUACCACCAGGAGAAGAGCCAGGCCAGCGCAAAGUAUGGCCGGUACAUUUCAAUUUUCAUGGUGGAGGCUGGGCUGUGGGUGAUCUCGAGACCGACGCACACAUUUGCCAUCACAUAUGCGCCUCCGUCCCCUGCUGUGUAAUAGACGUCGAAUACCGCUUGAUCCCAGAGUAUCCCUUCCCGAUCGGAAUCAUGGACGGUCUCUCAGCCGUGGCGCAUAUCCUGACGAACCAUAAAACCUUUUGCAUCGAUGCGAACAACAUCACCUUCGGAGGAGAAUCAUCUGGCGCAACGAUUGCCCUUAUCCUGAAUCAUCUAUACAGGGAUGCCGGCUUUAGUGACAGACUGAAAGGUGUCAUCGUUGGAACACCCACCAUCAGCGACGUGCGCAAAUAUGCAACACCAGAAAUGAGCCCCUGGCCUAGUAUGCGAGAGGCCGAAUUUGCGCCACUCCUCAACUGGGAGAAGUUGAAGUGGUUUGACACUUUCAAGUGGAUAUCUCUGUCCAGCCUACACCCUGGCACCAAACCCAAAGAACAGAAGCGAGAUAUUUCCUGGUUCGCCGACGCCAUGAAUGCUCCAGACUUUACGAAGCUCGCGCCCUUGACUUACCUUGCGACCGCAGAGGUCGAUCCACUAAGAGAUGAGGCUGAAGCUUAUGCCAGAAAGGUCGAAGAAGCAGGUAAUAAGAUCGUCACGAGAAGAUUCAGAGGCGUUCCACAUCCGUUCAUGCACAUGGAUGGUGUCCUUCCUCAAGGACGAGAGUAUGUUCAGGAUGUCAUCUCACAUGUCCGGCAAUGCUUGUACCCGCCGCAGCAGCCGCCAACCACCACUCCGCCCGAAACCUGAGGCUUGAGAUGGAUUUCUGAGAAAGCAAUUUUCAAACCAUCGAAGAUGGGCGAACUUGUACCAAGGGCUGUGGUCAUGCAAGUACCAACCAUGUACGGUCGUGUUCUCGUCCUAUUCAAGGAGCAACCACCCACUCUUGUGAUCUUGGACUGGGCCUUGGAAGAAAGUCCGUGUCCGCCGAGUGU
Molecule: messenger RNA, 1553 nt
Organism: Exophiala viscosa
Lineage: Eukaryota; Fungi; Ascomycota; Eurotiomycetes; Chaetothyriales; Herpotrichiellaceae
Product: triacylglycerol lipase
Exons: 2
Coding region: 217-1368 (383 amino acids)
Molecular function (GO): hydrolase activity
Source: RefSeq, a predicted model, not a curated record